GGGGUGGGGAGGGGUGUGCGGGCAGCCUGUCCCGCCGCUGUGUCCCCAGGUCUCCAGGUCCCCAGAUCCCCGCGGGUGCCAAGUCCCUGUGUCCCCAAGUCCCCACGCCUCCUGGCAUCGCCCGUCCCCGCCGCUCGCCCCGCGGGUGCCAGGCGGCACCGCCAGUCGCCGCGGGCACAAAGACAUCGCUGUGCGGCGGGGACAGAGCCGGGAGGGAGCGGGGACACAGAGCCGCCGCUGCCAUGCCGCUGACGGUGACACUGCCUGGCCCGGCCCCGUGGGGCUUCCGCAUCUCCGGGGGAAGAGAUUUCGGGAAGCCCAUCACCGUCUCCAAGGAGGUGACGGAGCACGGGAAGGCGGCCGCGGGUGACCUCCGGCCGGGGGAUGUCAUUGUCACCAUCAACGGGGAGAGCGCGGCCGAGAUGCUCAACGUGGAGGCACAGAACAAGAUCAAGCAGAGCCCCGGGCAGCUCCGGCUGGAGGUGGAGAGGUCCCCGGUGCCACCUCCCAGCCACACCAACGGGGACACCUCACCGGAGAGGUUGGCCACGCGCUUCCAGGACACGCUGCGGAUGCGGAAUGAGAGCCAGGGUGCCCUGAGAACCCCCGAUCCCAGCCUGGCAUCCCUCGCCCACCCACCUGGCAGUGCCAGCUCGGAACCCCUGGAGCAGGAGUUCACCUGUCCCAGCCUCUGCCAGGAGCGAGGACGCCUGACCCGCCAGAGCAGCUCCCAGGGACCCAUCCUGCCCCCACCCCCCUGCCCACCCUCUCUGGGGCCCGGAGCCCCCCCAAACCCCUGGGAAACGCUCAGGGAGCGGCGCCUCUCCUCCCCCUCUCCCAGCACCUGCCACAGCCAGGGCUCGGAGCCGGCCAUGCGGCGCUUGGAGGAGGACUCGGAGGUCUACAAGAUGCUGCAGGAGAACCGCGAGCUGCGGGCGGCCCCGCGGCAAUCCAGCACCUUCCGCCUGCUCCAGGAGGCUCUGGAGGAUGAGGAAGGAGGAGGUCCCGCAGCUCCCUUCCCCAGCCGGCUCUCGGCCGGGGCCCGCAAGCCCGUGGCGGGGGUGCAGAAGCUGCACGUCUGUGAGAAGUGCGGGAGCAGCAUUGCGACGCAGGCGGUGAGGAUCCAGGACGGCCGCUACCGGCACCCAUCCUGCUACACCUGCGCCGACUGCGGCCUCAGCCUGAAGAUGCGCGGCCACUUCUGGGUGGGGGACGAGCUGUUCUGCGAGAAACACGCCCGCCUGCGCUACCAGGGACCCCCGGGGGGCCCCGUCCCCCGCCCUGUGUCCCCCCGCUCCUGAGCCCUGGCCACCGGCACCGUGCGAGGGGGUCACCGCCAGCAUCCCCCCGUGUCCCCAGGGCGGUCCCACCCCACCGCGGUGGGGCUGGGGUGGGGGGCUGAGGGCACUGCCAGGCUGGGCAUGGAUGGGAUUUGGGGGGCAUGCGCUGCAGCCGCCCAUCUUCACCCCUUUGUGGGUGUGUGUGAUGAGCUGGGUGAGUUCUCAGCCCGAGGGACACCGAGGGGACAUUGGGGGGGGAUCGCUUGAGCACUUGGGUACCGGAGCAGGGGGCUGGCACCGCUUGGGCACUGACUGCAAAGGGCUUCUCCGAGCAAUUAAACCAGAUUCUCUAUAAAUAUAAUAUAUAUUUGCUCCA
Messenger RNA from Corvus hawaiiensis (hawaiian crow), 1656 nucleotides. It is a transcript of the gene PDLIM2, whose product is annotated as PDZ and LIM domain 2. The record is from RefSeq and is a predicted model, not a curated record. Gene Ontology annotation, cellular component: Z disc; adherens junction; filamentous actin. Gene Ontology annotation, biological process: heart development; muscle structure development; actin cytoskeleton organization. Gene Ontology annotation, molecular function: muscle alpha-actinin binding; actin binding. Lineage: Eukaryota; Metazoa; Chordata; Aves; Passeriformes; Corvidae. The transcript has 10 exons. Bases 243 to 1301 code for a protein of 352 amino acids.